AUGAGUAUUGCCAAAUAACUCAUCAUCUUAUGUAUGUUAUUAUAUAAUAACGCAGGGUAUAUUUCAAUCUAAUUAUAGAUUUACUACUUUAAAUCUAUCAAACUUAUAAAACGAUAUAAGAAAUGAAGUUCAUAUUUAAUAAAGUAAUCAAAAAUCUCUAUUUAUCCAAUAAUAACUUUAAAAAUAAAUUCCUUUACAAAGCAAUUCAAAUAUUAUCACUUAAACUAAUUAAGAAACUGAGGAUUUAAUAAAUACAUAAAAUAAUCAAAUUCUAUAAAUUUAAUAAGGACAAUCCUAAAAUGUAGGUUAAUCAUAAACAUUAAUAAGUGAAGAUUAUUAAGUGAUAAAUAUUACAAAUCCCUAAGAAUUAAAAAUAGAACCAUAAGAAGAAUCAUAAAAUUAAUCAUAAUCAAAUACAAAUUCAUAAAUAAUUACAAAUAAAGACAAUUCUAAUAAUAAUCAAUAGGAUGAUAACAAUUUAUAAUAAAUUAUAUAGAAUGAACAAGUUGAGUUUGAUGAUGAAGCAGGUUAUAUUAAUGACUCACCUUUAGAUUUUGACUUAAGUGAAGAUUCUAAUAAAAGUCAAAAUAAAUAAGAAGUCUAAAGUAAUUAUGAAUAAUCUCUUCUGAAAUAAAUGAAUUCAAAAGAUGAUAUUGCUUAAGAUGAUUAAUAAUUAUAAAAAUCAAAUGAAAUUUAGAAAUCCGAUUAGGAUAAAAAUGAAUUGAAAUUAAAUUAAAAUGAAGAUCUAAUUAAUAAGUAAAAUAUAUAAGAAACUCUUAAUCAAGAUUAAAUAAUGAAAAACUCAUUAAAUGAUUCUAAUGAAUUCUAAAAUUAAGAGAGCAAUAUUAAUAAUUAAUCAGAGAUACCUACACCUUAUGAAAUGAAAGAAGUGUAGGAUGAUAAAAAAUAUGAUUCAUUAAAAGUUGGUUAUAUUAUUGAAAAUAAUGUUGAAACUGAUGAUUAUUUAAAGGAUAUUGAAGAAAAUGAAAACUAUAAUUAAAAGUAGGAGGAUCUGAAAUAGAAAUUAGAAUAGGAAUAAGAAUAUUUAAAAUAAUUAAAAAAUAAUUAAUUAGAUAAUGAAAAUAAAUUAAAAUAAUUAAAAGAAUAGGAAAAAAUAAUAUAUGAUUAAGAAUAAAAUGAAUAAUAAUAAAUUAAAUAGAUUAAUGGAUAACUUGAAAUUCAAGAGAAAGAACUAUAAUAAAUAGAAUUUGAUUAUUCAAAUGAGAGUAAAAAUAUAAAUAUUAAAUCUGAAACAAAUGAAUAAACCUAAUUUAGACCCUAUGAAGGAUAAGAAUUAAUUAUUUCUUCAGAAGUAAACUAUGAUGAAGGAAAUAUUGAAUAAUUUGAAUAAUCUCAGAAUAAUUUAGUUAUUGAAGAAAAUGCAGAAGUAUAAGAAUUAUAAAAUAAUUAAUAAGUAGAGUUCAAUUGGAACGAAAAUAAAUAAUAUUAGGAAACAUUUGAAUAAAAUGAUUACAUUAUCAAUAGUGAAAAAGAGAGUAAUGGUGUAUAGAAUUAUGAUCAAUCAAUUCCAGCUUAACUUUAAGAAAUAUCUAUUGAUUUAAAUUUAAAAUCAAAUGAUCUGACAACUCAAAUCAAUUUAAGUAAAGAUGUUUUAAUAACAGCAAAUAAUGAGUAGGUUGAAUCUUUUAAUUUUGAUCAAUCUUUAGAAGAUCAUUUAAAAUAGAACAAUUAAAAUUUGAAAGAAAAUAACACUUAUUUAGAAAAUCAAUAAGAGAAUGAAUCUCAUAAAAAGGAAAUUUAAGAAUUAAAUCAAAAUUUAUAAGAUUAAGACAAUCAAAUUUUAAAUUUUGAAGACUAUAAUUAAUAAUCUAAUGAAUCAGAAUCAUAACAAAUAUUAUCUAAUAAUUCAGAAAUUAGCUUAACUCAAAAUAAUGAUUCUUAGUUUGCAAAUAAGAAUUAAAAUAUUUAACCUGAUAUUAUAUUAACUUAUUAAUAAUAGAAUAAUAAUAAAUAAAUCAAAUAAUUUAAAAAAGAUUUAUCUUAUUAUUAGAUUCAAUAAUUAAUAAAGAGAACUUUAAAUUUAAGAGGAUCUAUUUAAGACAUGCUAGUUGUUUAGUAACCCUCUUUGCUAUUUUAAAGUAUGUAAGCAUAAUAAUUUAUAUUAAAUAGAUAUUGAAAGAUAAUAUAAUGAUUAGAAUAAUGAAAAUACUAAAAAUUAAUCUUGGAUAAAUUAAAAUAUACCAUAAUUUACUGAUAUUUUAAAUUUGAAAAAUGAAAUGACAAUGAAUAAUAUGUAAUUCCAAAAUGAAAAGGAAUAAAUAAAGGUUUCUUUGGAAAGUCGUGAUAUUCCAAAUAGUUUCAAUCUUCUUGAAGAAUAGCAUAUUAAGAAUUGA
Messenger RNA from Paramecium primaurelia, 2354 nucleotides. Lineage: Eukaryota; Ciliophora; Oligohymenophorea; Peniculida; Parameciidae. The record is from the annotation of a GenBank genome assembly.